Molecule: messenger RNA, 1086 nt
Organism: Lodderomyces parapsilosis
Lineage: Eukaryota; Fungi; Ascomycota; Pichiomycetes; Serinales; Debaryomycetaceae
Exons: 1
Coding region: 1-1086 (361 amino acids)
Biological process (GO): vesicle-mediated transport; mitotic spindle elongation
Cellular component (GO): Golgi membrane
Source: RefSeq, a predicted model, not a curated record
AUGCCUCAAUUGUCAAAUAAUGACCAUCUGCAUCAAUAUACAGCAAAUUCAAGCUCGUCGAUACGAGACUAUAUGGCUGAAAGAGUUGCCUCAGCAAUCCACCUCACAAAUCAAUUAAGAACAUGGUUUGUUGAACAAUCACUAAUAAAGAAAAUAUUUGUUGUAUUGGGAUGCGUCAUCAUUGGUAUAGUAGGUUUACUAUUCCUCAUAUUCCAUUCAUACUUGAUCAACCAAUUGAUCAAUUUAUCAGACAAGUGGCAUGAUCUUACGUACGGAAGUGUCAUUAUAUUUGCCUUGGUGUUUACAGUCAGCUUUCCACCUUUGGUUGGUUUCACAGCUUUGAGUUUAUUGACAGGAAUGGUUUAUGGAUUUCCACAAGGGUGGCCGUUGUUGGCAUUUGCAUCGGUGUCUGGAUGUACUGCAUCAUUUCUUGUGUUCCGAUACUUGUUACAAAAUCAAGCAACGAAAUUGGUGCAAUACAAUGAGAAAUUUAGAGCUUUUGCCGAAGUUUUACAUGAUGAUAGUUCGUUAUUACUACUAUGCUUAAUACGACUUUGUCCAUUACCCUAUUCAUUAUCCAAUGGUGCUUUGGCGGCAGUUCCUGAGUUGCCCCUUUUAACCUAUUUUCUUGCCACAUUGAUAACAUCACCAAAAUUAUUUAUCCAUUUGUUUGUUGGUAGCAAGUUAAAAGAUUUGGGAAGUGAUAAAAGCUCUGGCAUGUCGAAGUUUGUUGAUGUAAUAAGUAUAGUCAUCACUGGUGGUGCUGCGUCAUUGGCCACGUAUUUGAUUUAUGUCAAGAUGCAACAAAAACUAGCGAGUUUCCAUCAAAGAGGUAUUAUACAUGACGACGUUUUAGUGUUUGGAAAUUUCGCUGAUGAAUUGGAAAUGGGUAGUCACAAUGAAAUUGAAUUGAACUCUGCCGAUUUUGACACCGAUAACUUCUUGAUUGAAGACGAUGAUGAUGAUGAAAAUGAAGAGGCACUGGUACAAGAUAGUGACUCUCAUUCACAGAGUAGUCACAAGAGUCACAAAAGUCAGAAGGGUCAUCAAAAUACUGACUCGCACAAAAAUUUGCAUAAAGACUAG